CCGCCCCUACAGAAGAGCCCCCUCUUUUGAAUGGGCACGGGGUAACCUGGAAACUACAGCUCCUCGGGAGGAGUGGGAAGCCGGCCCUGCCCCUGGAACCCCCGGAGCCCCCGGAGGAGAUGCUCAUGGCUGAGGUGGACGGAGCAGCCCGGCGCCCAGGGACAGCGGCUUAGGCAUCCCGCUCCGGCCACCCCCAAUUCCACUCCAGGGCCGCCAUGCACCAGGCCUGCGCUGUCGGCUUGGUGUUCGCCGGCUGUUGCAGUAACGUGAUCUUCCUGGAGCUCCUGGCCAGGAGGCAUCCAGGAUGUGGGAACAUCGUGACAUUUGCACAGUUUUUAUUUAUAGCCGUAGAAGGCUUUAUCUUUGAAGCUAACUUGGGAAGGAAGAGGCCUGCUAUUCCAAUAAGGUAUUACGUCAUCAUGGUGACCAUGUUCUUCACUGUCAGUGUGGUGAAUAAUUAUGCUCUAAAUCUCAACAUUGCCAUGCCCCUGCAUAUGAUAUUUAGAUCAGGUUCUUUAAUUGCCAAUAUGAUUCUAGGCAUUAUCAUUUUAAAGAAAAGAUACAGUGUAUCGAAAUAUACCUCCAUUGCUCUGGUGUCUAUGGGGAUUUUUAUCUGCACUUUUAUGUCUGCAAAACAAGUGGCAUCCCAGUCCAGCUUGAGUGAGAAUGAAGGAUUCCAGGCAUUUGCAUGGUGGUUACUAGGGAUCGCUGCCCUGACCUUUGCCCUUCUGAUGUCAGCAAGGAUGGGCAUCUUCCAAGAGACACUCUAUAAGCAAUUUGGGAAACAUUCCAAGGAGGCUUUGUUUUAUAAUCAUGCCCUACCACUCCCUGGUUUCAUCUUCCUGGCUUCUGAUAUCUAUGAUCAUGUACUUCUUUUUAAUAAAUCUGAACUGUAUCAGGUUCCGGUUGUCGGGGUGACAAUGCCCGUCAUGUGGUUCUACCUCCUCAUGAACAUCUUCACUCAGUAUGCCUGCAUCCGGGGUGUGUUCAUUCUCACCACAGAGUGCACCUCCCUCACUGUCACACUGGUUGUGACCCUGCGCAAAUUCGUCAGCCUCAUCUUCUCCAUCCUCUACUUCCAGAACCCUUUCACCCUAUGGCAUUGGUUGGGCACCAUGUUUGUCUUUGUUGGGACCUUGAUGUACACUGAGGUAUGGAACAGCCUGGGGGUGUCCAGGAGUCAGCCCCAGAAAGAGGACAAGAAGGACUGAAGUUCGUCUGGGAUAGACUCUCCUGGACUUGGGAGGGUGGUGAUGUGAUUGGGAGAGUCUGGCUGCCAUCCCACUUUCUUUAAAGCUUCCAUCCCCCAGCGUAGAUCCAAACACCUAGCAGGGAAUCCUCCUCGAGAGGGCACUGUUAGUAUCCCUGAUGUCUCUGCUGACUGAUAUUUGCAGCUGCUGGAUGAAGCAUCCCUCCCCCAACUCAGAAGUAGAAAAGGCGUAGUUCUGAUCUCUUGAGCAGAGUACCCAUUUGUAUUUUUAUUAAAGUGUUCAAGAUAUGUAUUUAUUAAAGUCCAAGGAUGUGAAGGACCUGAUUUUAUACCAGUGGUCUCAGGCAGGAUUACCCCUUUCAUAGCAGCCAGCAGUCCUGGUCCCACUCUGUCACCAGCAACAGCGAACCGCUCAGACCCACCUGACAUACUCAUGGAAACAGUCAAGUGGUUAAUUAACUGAGAUGAUAGUGACACGUGGCUGGGAGCCUCAGGGAAACCGGAGCAGGUCAGAUGGCAGCGCCUCUUCUUUUCCACUAAUAGUUUCACUUGUUCUUACCGUCUCAUCCAUCCAUCCAGAUGUAAAAUGAUGGUGACAUGUUCACUGAAUAUCCUAUUUGCAGCAACCCUGAAACAAUCCAGUUAUAAGCACAGUUGUAUUAGGUCCACUAUUAGCCUUUGUGCAAGGGUCCUGUACUGAUUCAGUUUGGUAAAGGUAAGGUCCCUUAUGUGAAGGCUGAGGUGGCAUCUUCAGGACAACAGUUAACAAGCUUGCUUCGUGCUGGCUGGCCCUGAUCAGAACCUACAAGAUGAAGUCAAUCCCUUGGGACCAGGACAUUUGUAUUCAAUGUGUUUUAGAGAGGUAGAUCAGUAAGGCAUCAGAAGGCCUUUUGACCAGGGAGUGUCAACUCUGCUCAGGAACUUUGGUGAAGUACAUGAAAACCAAAGUCCAUCAGGCCACCUGUUAGAUUUUAACUUUAUUAAAGUUAUAUCAGGUCAAAUCAUGAUUGUAUUAAAACCAAAAUCUUAUCCCAGAGUAUAAUUUGAACGGGGCAAAUACUAUUCUGUUUGUUUUUAUGGUGUAUCUAUAUCUCUUUUCUCUUGUUAGAUAAUUAAAAAUAGUAUUUGCCUCUAUUUUGAUCAUUUCAUAAAUUGAGUUUCUUUCUGAAAAUCAA
This is a messenger RNA of Vombatus ursinus (common wombat), 2385 nucleotides long. RefSeq names its product solute carrier family 35 member B4 (gene SLC35B4). The record is from RefSeq and is a predicted model, not a curated record. The coding region runs from base 216 to 1211 and encodes 331 amino acids. Gene Ontology annotation, biological process: transmembrane transport. Lineage: Eukaryota; Metazoa; Chordata; Mammalia; Diprotodontia; Vombatidae. Gene Ontology annotation, cellular component: endoplasmic reticulum membrane; Golgi membrane. Gene Ontology annotation, molecular function: UDP-N-acetylglucosamine transmembrane transporter activity; UDP-xylose transmembrane transporter activity. The transcript has 10 exons.